Molecule: messenger RNA, 1122 nt
Organism: Aspergillus tubingensis
Lineage: Eukaryota; Fungi; Ascomycota; Eurotiomycetes; Eurotiales; Aspergillaceae
Product: peptidyl-prolyl cis-trans isomerase D
Exons: 5
Coding region: 1-1122 (373 amino acids)
Biological process (GO): protein folding; protein peptidyl-prolyl isomerization
Cellular component (GO): intracellular membrane-bounded organelle
Molecular function (GO): peptidyl-prolyl cis-trans isomerase activity; protein binding
Source: RefSeq, a predicted model, not a curated record
AUGGCCGACUCUGAGCGCCGCCCCCGUGUUUUCUUCGAUAUCCAGAUCGGUAAACAGAAGACCGGUCGCAUUGCUCUUGAACUGUUCAACGAUGUCGUUCCUAAGACUGCGGAGAACUUCCGGGCUCUGUGCACUGGCGAAAAGGGCGUGGGCAAGCAGGGCAAGCCAUUGCACUUCAAAGGCUCCAUUUUCCACCGUGUCAUUAAGCAAUUCAUGAUUCAGGGUGGUGACUUCACCGCGUUCAACGGCACGGGCGGCGAGUCGAUCUAUGGCGAGAAAUUCCCCGACGAGAACUUCGACCUCAAGCAUGACCGUCCCUUCCUUCUCUCCAUGGCCAACUCCGGUCCCGGCACCAACGGCAGUCAGUUCUUCAUUACAACCGUGCCCACCCCCCACCUGGACGGCAAGCACGUCGUCUUCGGUGAGGUGAUCAACGGCAAGAGCGUUGUCCGCAAGGUCGAGAACAUGUCUACCCAGGCCGACAAGCCCACCACCGACGUCACCAUCGUCGACUGCGGAGAGCUCACCGGCGACGAGUACGAAAACGCUGAUAAGCAGAUCCCCGACGCGACUGGCGAUCCUUAUGAGGACUUCCCCGAUGACCACCAGGGAGAGGAGCUGAGCGCCCCUGUCUGCUUCAAGAUCGCGUCUGAGCUCAAGAACUUUGGAAACACCGCUUUCAAGAGCGGAAACCUGACUCUCGGUCUCGAGAAGUACCAGAAGGGUCUGCGUUAUCUCAACGAGUUCCCUGAGCCUGAUGAGCAGGACCCCAAGGAUCUGGACCCCCAGAUGAAGGCGCUCCGCUUCACUCUGCACUCGAACUCAUCUCUGCUUGCUAACAAGCUUGAUCAGUUUAAGAAUGGCCAGACCUGGGCUACUUACGCUCUCGAAACAGCUGCUGCUGCGAACGCUAAGGAUGCCGACAAGGCUAAGGCUUACUACCGCCGUGCGGUGGCCUACAGGGGUCUGAAGGAGGAGGACGAGGCUCUCAAGGAUCUCCAGGAGGCUUCUCGGCUGGCCCCUGGUGAUGCUGGCAUUACCAACGAGAUUGCCCGGGUCAAGAAGGCCGUCAAGGACCGUCAGGCUCGCGAGAGGGCUACCGCUCAGAAGUUCUUCUCGUGA